Colletotrichum graminicola M1.001 is the source of this 1044-nucleotide messenger RNA. RefSeq names its product penicillin-binding protein. The record is from RefSeq and is a predicted model, not a curated record. The coding region runs from base 1 to 1044 and encodes 347 amino acids. NCBI's taxonomy places the organism in Eukaryota, Fungi, Ascomycota, Sordariomycetes, Glomerellales, Glomerellaceae. The transcript has 2 exons.
AUGUUUGCUGCCAUGGGGUACCUCACCAGUGUUCUGACCGAAUCGUGGCUCGGUGACUUCUUCCAAGAAUACCUCUGGAAGCCGAUGAGAAUGAACGAGACCUAUUUCUCACUGUCGGAUGCCGAGAGAAGCGGAUUAGUCCUGGCAAGGGAGUAUUAUUAUGACUCCCUUCAUAAGAAACACUUUGAGGUCCCUCACGAUCCAUCCUCUGCAGAAGAAGGCGCAGGGGGCAUAAUCUCGACGGUGCUUGACUACGCAAAGUAUCUCCGCGUCAUGAUAAACGAGUCGGCCCCAUUAUCAAAGGUGGGCCUUCGAGAAAUCAAGACACCCCGGAACCUUGUACCAUCGUCAAAGGUACCCUAUGUAGGGCCUGUGACAUACGCACUUGGUUGGGGUGGCGCUGUGUUAGAAGGCGAGCAGAUGUAUUCACACAACGGCGCAGUCACCAUGUUCAUAUCUACCAUGAUGAUGAUACCGUCCAAGCAAAUCGGUGUGGCAGUUUUCACAAAUACCGACGCUAGUGCCCCUGAGAUUAUCGCGCACCACAUCAUGUGGGAGCAUUUGGGUAUGCCCAAGGACAAAAGAUACGACAUCAACAAGCGGCUCCUCUCUGAGUACAAAGAACAGCUUGAGGAUUUCCAGAAAUGUGCCGAACUCCUGUGCCCGUCCCUCCCGGACCCGCCAUAUCUACCUACACUGCCUAUCUCGGAACAUGUCGGCGAAUUCUUUGAUCCUGGGUACGGCACUCUCAAAGUCGACUUAAAUUGCUCUAAAUUGGUUGCAAAAUGCAAGCUUCGAAUUCUGGGUGUUGGCGGAGAUGCGUUUGCCUACCUAGAGUCCGCAGUUUAUCUAGAGCCAAUGUCCGGCAACUCUUGGCUUGGUCGUGAAUUUUUCGAUGCUGGGUCAACCGAAAACGUCCUUGUGCCCAUAAUUUGCACGCCUGUCGAGUUCAAAGUAGACGUACAGGGAAAAGUGUCGCAUCUGGGAAUUGGGGUUAGAAUGGAAGGGCCCGGUCAACCUCUUACAUGGUUCAAGCGCAUCUGA